Scomber japonicus (chub mackerel) is the source of this 1854-nucleotide messenger RNA. Its product is annotated as thymocyte selection-associated high mobility group box protein TOX-like. Gene Ontology annotation, molecular function: chromatin DNA binding. The record is from RefSeq and is a predicted model, not a curated record. NCBI's taxonomy places the organism in Eukaryota, Metazoa, Chordata, Actinopteri, Scombriformes, Scombridae. Gene Ontology annotation, cellular component: nucleus. Bases 242 to 1657 code for a protein of 471 amino acids. The transcript is spliced from 9 exons. Gene Ontology annotation, biological process: regulation of transcription by RNA polymerase II.
UGUACUCCGUUUUGAGUGAGUGAGUGUUUCGCAUCCUGGUGCGGGGCUCUGAGGAGGACUGCGCAUCACCAGAGUUGGUGCCGAAGUUCGACCGUGAACGGAUGUGAGGGAAGAGUGAGCCGAGUAAAACUCACCCACUUCUUUUUUUCUUUAUCUCCUGCUUUGGCGUUGUUUUGCUGAGACAAUAGUGAGUCAAAGACGCUGAAAGUGAUUUCAUGCCUUCAGUCUCGCACAACCUGAGAUGGACGUGAGAUUUUAUCCUGCGCCCCCGGCAAAUGUGGGUUCAUGCUCCCUACCGACUGAUCCAAGUUGUCUGAGCCCGUUGGACUAUUACCACUCGAACAAGGCCCGGUACAGUGUGGGUGAACGAGGGGUUAGGCUCCACACUGCCCCCCACCCAGGCAUCAAUCCAUCUAGGAAAAGACUGCCCACUGCUGUGUUUGAUGGUGACAACAUGUACAUGAAUGACAAUAACCAAGAGUUUCGGUCACCAAACCAGAGCUACUCCAGUCAGGGCAGAGGCAAUAGUGGUGGUGGAGGAGGAGGAGCAGGGGAUGAAGACUACGAGAUCCCCCCCAUCACACCCCCCAACCAUGCCGACCCCUCUCUGCUGCACCUCAUGGAGCACGAGUCAGGGUACCCCUUCCACUCCCUGCCUCACAAUGGCCUGCUCAACACCUACUCCUACCCUGAGCUGCCCGCCCUCAUGAUGUCCAACAUGCUGGGUCAGGACACCCAUCUCCUCUCAGGGCCUAUGCACUCAAUAAAUAGUGAGAAAAGGUCCUCAGCAGAAAUGAUGAAGCCCAAACCCAAACCCCAGAAGAAGAAGAAGAAGAAGGACCCCAACGAGCCACAGAAACCCGUGUCGGCCUACGCACUCUUCUUCAGAGACACCCAGGCAGCCAUCAAGGGCCAAAAUCCCAACGCCACCUUUGGAGAUGUCUCCAAGAUUGUGGCCUCCAUGUGGGACAGCCUAGGAGAGGAACAGAAGCAGGGUUACAAGAGGAAAACCGAGGCGGCCAAGAAAGAGUACCUGAAAGCCUUGGCCGCGUACCGAGCCAGUCUGGUUUCCAAGACAUAUAAUGACACUGAACCAAAAAGUGCCCAGCAGACCAGCCAGCCCUCCCACCUGCUGCCCCCGAAGCAGCCCCUGUACAGCGUACCCCCCCAGCCCUCCUCACCCUACCUGGGCCCGCCGGGUUCCUUCCCACUGUCAGACCUCCAGAGCUAUGCCGGGCCACCCCGCCACACCCUGGCCCAGACCCUCAGCCAAUCCCAGAUGCUGCCACCCAGCAUGAGUGCCUCUCCCCCAGCUCCCUUCCAGAUCAGCCCACCUCUGCACCCCCACGCCCAACUCUCCCUGCACCAGAGCUCCCUGCUCAACCAGCCAAUCCGCAUGCAGCAGUCGCAGCCAAUCAUCUCACACCAAAUGGGGCUCCAGGCGCCUCUGCAUUCCCCUCCUCUCGGCCAACAGGGAUUCUCCCAUAUUCAGGCUGAUUACCAGAACAGUGUCGGGGGCUCACAGUCUCCAGGGGCUCCCAACCCAGUGCAUGGCCAGAACCCUGACUGGGAUAGCGAGUACUGCAACAGGGACUGUGGACCCAACCACUGCGGCAGUGGCAUGGGAGCUCGGGACAAGCCUCUCUACCUCACUUGAAGUUGAAAGACCUCCAAAUGUCAGACUCCAGGGAGAUUUCCAACAUAACAACGUCAUCGAUAUAUCUGCUUCUACACCAUUUUGUUUUUCUUUUCUUUAUCUGAAGGAUUUUGAAAAUCCCAAAGACUGCUACAGUAACUUCACCUGUUUGCCAAGCACUUAGAUCGGCCAGAAGCCCGAGGCACUUCUCUUGCUUU